Molecule: messenger RNA, 831 nt
Organism: Xiphias gladius (swordfish)
Lineage: Eukaryota; Metazoa; Chordata; Actinopteri; Istiophoriformes; Xiphiidae
Gene: arl5c
Product: ADP-ribosylation factor-like 5C
Exons: 6
Coding region: 117-656 (179 amino acids)
Biological process (GO): vesicle-mediated transport; intracellular protein transport; protein localization to Golgi membrane
Cellular component (GO): trans-Golgi network; cytoplasm
Molecular function (GO): GTP binding; GTPase activity
Source: RefSeq, a predicted model, not a curated record
CAUUCGCCCGUGACCAGGCGCCGAGGUUUGCCUCCAGCGGGAGCGUUUGGCUGGAUCAGUACCUCAUUUAUCACGCACCUCCACACACACACACACACACAUACCUGUUGCUGGACAUGGGAUUCCUGCUGACCAAGAUGAUGGCUGUGUUCGGGGACAGAGAGCACAAAGUCAUCAUUGUGGGUUUGGACAACGCCGGGAAGACGACCAUCCUCUACCAGCUUGUGACAAAGGAAGCCGUCCACACGUCACCGACCAUUGGCAGCAACGUUGAGGAGGUCACCGUACGGAACACGCGCUUCUUGGCGUGGGAUGUCGGAGGGCAGGAGAACCUUCGAGCCAGCUGGUACUCGUACUACUGCAACACAGAGAUCGUCAUCCUGGUUGUGGACAGCACCGACCGGGAACGCCUGACUCUGACCAAAGAAGAGCUGCACCGGAUGCUCGCGCAUGAGGACCUGCAGAGCGCCGCCAUUCUCAUUCUGGCCAACAAACAGGACGUGAAGGGCUCGAUGACGGCGGCAGAGAUCUCCCAGUGCCUCACACUCGACUCCAUCACCACACACUCGUGGCAUGUCCAAGCCUGCUGCGCCCUGACGGGAGAGGGUCUACCUGCCAGUCUGGACUGGAUGAGGUCGCGGGUUGUACCAAACUAAGACGCCGCCACGCCCCCCCCCCCAGCGGAUCAAUUUUCCUGAAACUGAGCCAAACCUCAAAGAUGCUGAACAGGGCCACAAUGUCGGGAUCCAUUACAGUGUUUAAGGGGAAAGUCCCCCGUGAACAUGGCAUCUGUGACAGAGCCUGAGUUGCCACACCCACAGUGCAGUAUGU